Acaulospora colombiana is the source of this 212-nucleotide messenger RNA. Lineage: Eukaryota; Fungi; Glomeromycota; Glomeromycetes; Diversisporales; Acaulosporaceae. The record is from the annotation of a GenBank genome assembly.
GCGGAGUGAUUGCUGCAGUUGAUGGAGGUGUGUUACUACUGCUGACCGAAAGUCGCGAGAAUACUGGAAAGGUCAAGAACGGAGCUGGAGACUUCUCUGAAGAAUGGAGCGGUGCCACCUUCUCCGUCCAGUUGAACAUCAAAAAUACCAGUCACGUCAAUGAUAGUGUUGCCGCAUUUGUCUUUGAUGAGGAACUGGGGAUCACAAUUUAG